AACCCAAUCACAUCACAUUCAUAAACAAAAACAAAACUCCAAUUAUGUCAUACUUCACAUCAAACUCUUCUUUUCUCUUCCUUCUUUUUUCUCUCUCCCUUUUCUUUCUCUCCACCAAUUCAAAAACUCUUCAUUUACAUUCCUUACAUGUUCCAGAUGGUGUUGAGGUUGAUGGUGAGAGAAACCACGACGAAGUGUUACCAUGGAAAACGAGAAGAUCUAUGGCGGAAGAUGUUGUUUUGCCAAACACGUCUUUAAUAUUGGCUCAAGAACAGACAACAAGAAAGGACCCUCUUGAUCAUUACAACAUUUACAAUGGUGGUUGGAAUAUCAGCAAUCAACAUUACAUAGCCUCUGUAGUUUUUACUGCAGUUCCAUUAUUUAUUGUUGCUGCAAUAUGGUUUGUGAUUUUUGGGCUUACUUUGUGCUUCAUAUGUUUAUGUUACUGCUGUUGUCGUAGAGAGCCUCGUGGAUAUUCACGUUUGGCCUAUAGUUUGUCGUUGAUCUUCCUCAUUCUCUUCACCUCUGCAGCAAUAGCUGGAUGCAUUGUACUUUACAAUGCUCAAGGGAAGUUUCAUGAAAGCACCUCAAAAACACUGAAAUAUGUUGUCAGUCAAGCUGACUUCACCGCCGAAAACCUCAGGAAUGUGUCAAAUUAUCUUGAUGCAGCCAAGAAUAUUGGAGUAGAUGCUAUAGUUUUGCCCGAUGAUGUUCAAAAGAACAUAGAUACCAUAAAAAUCAAGAUUAAGUCUUCUGCCGUCGAACUUUCCACCAAGGCUCAUGAAAAUGCGGAGCAUAUACAAGAUGGCUUAGAUGGAAUGAGAUUAGCUCUGGUUAUUAUUGCUGCUGUCAUGCUCUUUGUUUCUUUUCUUGGAUUCUUAUUUUUGAUAUUUGGGCUACAAGGUCUUGUAUACUUUUUGAUAUUUUUCGGAUGGUUUCUUGUCGCGGGCACAUUUAUACUUUGUGGUGUAUUUCUUUUUCUUCACAAUGUCGUUGCAGAUACUUGUGUUGCCAUGGAUGAGUGGGUUCAGAACCCUACUGCACAUACAGCCUUAGAUGAAAUUCUUCCAUGUGUGGAUACUGCAACUGCCCAACAAACCGUUAUACAAAGCAGGGAUGUGACGAGACAACUAGUUAUGUUGGUUGAUAAAGUCAUUACCGAUGUUGCAAAUAAAAAUGUUCCGGCUCAAGCUGGACAACCUGUGUAUUACAAUCAAUCAGGCCCCCUCAUGCCUGUUCUUUGUAAUCCGUAUAACCCCGACCUCACAAUUCGGACAUGUGGUUCAGGGGAGGUUGCACUAGACAAUGCUACUGAGGUUUGGAAGAGUUAUACAUGUGAGUUGUCUCCGGCAGGAUUUUGUAAGACGCCUGGUCGGAUGACCCCGGCUAUUGCUUCACAAAUGGAAGCUGCAGUGAAUGUAAGCUAUGCCUUAUAUCAUUAUGUUCCUUUCUUGGUUGAGCUACAAGACUGCACUUUUGUUCGAGAAACAUUCACAGAUGUAAGCAACAAAUAUUGUCCCGGUCUGCGCAAUAACAGUCGAUCGAUUUAUGACGGAUUAGUCGUAGCAUCUGUUGGUGUCAUGUUGUCUUUGAUCCUUUGGAUCAUUUAUGCAAGAGAGCGGCGACAUCGUGUUUACGCUAAAAUAAUUCAUUGUUGAAUAAAUAUGUAUAUGUUGAGACUUAAAACAUACAGUAUGAUUCUCUUGUAUACACUUGA
Messenger RNA from Trifolium pratense (red clover), 1717 nucleotides. RefSeq lists its product as uncharacterized. Lineage: Eukaryota; Viridiplantae; Streptophyta; Magnoliopsida; Fabales; Fabaceae. Bases 45 to 1658 code for a protein of 537 amino acids. The transcript has a single exon. The record is from RefSeq and is a predicted model, not a curated record. Gene Ontology annotation, cellular component: plasmodesma; plasma membrane.